UGGCAUGGUUUGUCAUUUUACAUGUGAUGAAGGACAUGAGCUGCAAGGUGCACACAGCAUGGAGUGUACACAUCCAGGCCAAUGGACCUCCAGAUCACCAACCUGCACAGCUGUUACAUGUUUGUUGCUUGAGCCUCCUAAAAACGGUCACAUCAAUUGUUCCAGCACUGAGUCAGUUUACAACUCUCAGUGCUCCUUCAGCUGUGACCAAGGCUACUCAUUAGAAGGACCUGAGCUGCUGACAUGUGGUCAACAUGGUAACUGGUCUGCAGAGAAACCCACCUGUCAAGCUCCUGCUCCAAUUACUGCAGUUACCGCUGGUGUGGCAACAGGGGGCACUGCCUUGUUAUCUGGUGUGUCUAUGGCUUUGUGGGUCUUGAAAAAACUGAAGAAGAAUGUAACCAAAUUCGACCUGAGCAGCAGCACUGAGUCUCCCUCACAGAGCUACAAAAACAGCAUUGACAGCCUAAUAUAGAAAUCUCUGAUAUUCUUAAUAAACAAAUAUGAAUACUGUAAAUUUUUACCACAUUAUUGCACAACAUAUUAUUUGCACUAGUAUAACACUCUAAUAAGGCAAAGCCAAUGUAAGAAAAAGAGCUUAUUUAGACACAUCCACUGAAUCAUUGUAUCCCUUUGUAAACUGUAAAAAGAUCUGUGAUUGCUCUGAAAUGUUGUUUCAACAUGUAUUUCCUCCCAGUGGGAGUUUUAUAUUGAACAUAUUGUUCUACAACUUCAUGAAAAUGCUGGGAAAAUGUGGCUAUUCCUGUUACUUAAAAGUUCACAUAACAUGUAAGCUGCCAUUUCACUGCAUACCUGUGAAUUCUUUUUAGUAUUUAUGUGAUAUUUAUUUUCUAAAAGAAAAUUGUGUUGAAUGUUUAUUCAGGUGUUUGCUUGUACAAAGCUAUAUUUUUAUUUUUAUUUACUGAGCUACUGUAACUGUAAUGUUCUCAUGUACACACAAAACAAAUAAAUAUUGUUU
This is a messenger RNA of Haplochromis burtoni (Burton's mouthbrooder), 979 nucleotides long. Its product is annotated as E-selectin. Gene Ontology annotation, cellular component: membrane. The coding region runs from base 5 to 475 and encodes 156 amino acids. NCBI's taxonomy places the organism in Eukaryota, Metazoa, Chordata, Actinopteri, Cichliformes, Cichlidae. The record is from RefSeq and is a predicted model, not a curated record. The transcript is spliced from 4 exons. Gene Ontology annotation, biological process: cell adhesion.